Labeo rohita (rohu) is the source of this 1259-nucleotide messenger RNA. RefSeq names its product retinol dehydrogenase 11-like. The record is from RefSeq and is a predicted model, not a curated record. Bases 134 to 1123 code for a protein of 329 amino acids. The transcript is spliced from 7 exons. Lineage: Eukaryota; Metazoa; Chordata; Actinopteri; Cypriniformes; Cyprinidae.
UUUACUCCAGAAGUUAAGUACACUUUUCCUGUGUAGCGUGAGAGCGCCGACCUGUCGCUGACCUCACUGCAGAAGGAGCUGGAGAGGUUAUGUCACAACUACACAGCUGAAGAAGAAUCUACCAGGUGUAAUAAUGCAGGACUGCACAAAGGCAGUAAAGGAGUUUGUGGAAGAACACUAUACAGCGGUCACAGUUGUCCUGGUGACAAGUGUCGGGCUCUUCGCCCUGCGGAGAUGGCUGGCUGGAGGAGUCUGUCGCAGCAAAGCCCGCUUGGACGGCAAAACCGUUCUGAUAACGGGAGCCAACACUGGUAUCGGUAAAGAGACAGCGGUGGACAUGGCCAAGAGAGGUGCAAGGGUGAUCCUGGCUUGCCGAGACAUGGGCAGAGCCAACAAAGCAGCAGAUGAGGUCAGGAAGAGGAGUGGAAAUGGCAACGUGGUUGUGAAGAUGCUGGAUCUGGCCUCUUUGGAGUCUGUCCGAGCUCUGGCCAAAGAUGUACAUCAGACUGAGGAGAGACUGGAUAUUCUCAUUAACAAUGCUGGGAUAAUGAUGUGCCCACAGUGGAAGACAGAAGAUGGCUUUGAGAUGCAGUUUGGUGUGAACCACCUGGGUCAUUUCCUGCUCACCAACUUACUCCUGGAUUUGUUGAAGAAAUCAACACCCAGCCGUAUUGUCAAUGUUUCCAGCCUGGCCCAUGAGACAGGCAAGAUUCAUUUUGAUGAUAUAAACCUGGAGAAAAACUACGAUACAUUUUUAAGCUAUCGACAGAGCAAGCUGGCCAAUGUCCUGUUCACCCGGGAACUAGCUGUCAGACUAAAAGGCACAGGAGUGACAACUUACGCUCUUCAUCCUGGGGUGAUCCGUACUGAGCUAGGACGACACAUUUUCCCUUCUCUGCCUCUGUGGAAAAGGAUUUUGUUCAUGCCAUUUUUUUUGCUUUUCAAAACACCAUGGCAGGGUGCGCAGACCACCAUCUACUGCGCAGUAGAUGAGAGUCUGAAGAAUGCCAGCGGCCUUUACUACAGUGAUUGUGCACUCAAAGAGGCAGCUCCUCAGGGUAGAGAUGAUGCUGCAGCUCGCAGACUGUGGGAUCUCAGUGUUUCCAUGUUGGGCCUGGCUUGAGACAACACUUUGUGCACUGAAAAUCACUAUCUUCAUUUAAAAAGCAGUUUGUCACAUUUUCCUGUGUGGAGUGUACAUUCCAUAUUUGCAGACUAUUAAAUCUGCUUACUUUAUAUAAAGUACAGAGAAUUAGUUU